AAAUAUACUCGUCGGUCCAGGAAGCAGAAAUCAACGAGACAUCAGCAGAGAAGCGCUAUCUACGCCGCAGGUUUAAUUAAUUUAGAGCUGAUUAGGGACAUUUUUGGUUCGUUAAUGUAAUUGGGUCAUUAGAUAACGAUUUCGAAACGGUGAAUGCCACCGGAACGGGUGAAUGGCGCUGAUUAUCUUGUAAAGGAACAAAAAAAAAAAAGAGAAUCGGCGUUAUGCGUCCGGCUAUCGAGCGAUACGUGUUAUAAAACGAUGACGGCACGUUGGUUACGAUCGACAGAUAAUAAUAACACGAAUUUCAGAGAAAAGUGAGGCGCGAGAAACGUUUAUAGUCGAUGGGGGAAACAGGUCGAUCUGAAAAUGGCGUACAGCUAUAACAUUGAAGAGGUGCCGCCCGACGAUGUUCCUUGUGUCGAGCACGACAUACGACGCGCUAAAAAGUUCCUUCAGAAACACAGUCCAGAAUCGGGUGAUAGUUUGUAUGAUCAUUUGACAGAAGUGUUGGCUAAGAUAAUAGCAGAGAAACCAAGAAACGCUGUCGAUAUUUUCGAGGAGUACAGCAGGAAGGUGAAAGAGGAGAGGUUCAAGACUCAAACCAACCACCUUCGAGAUCUGUAUGUUCCACCCACUCAGUACGAAGAUGCAAAAAAGGUUAUCAACCUGAUCAAGACCGUUCAGCAGCUCGAUCAAAACGAAGGAGAAACACUGGGCGAGGAUGAGGAAGAAGACGAAGGGAAGAGGAAGAAGAAACCAAAUAUGCUGGACCUCCUGUUUUAUUUUGAGCAAACCAAUAUAGGUUUGCCUCGUGAUGAAAUGGUGGUGCUUAAUUUGUCUUUGCGAAAACUGUUGGCUGAAGCUCCUAUAGAAAACAUAAGAUUCUGGGGAAAAAUUUUGGGAAGUCCCAAAAAUUACUACGUAGUAGAGGCUGACCUCCAACAAGAAGAAUUGGACAAAAGAUUAGAGAAAUUAGCAGAAGAAGAGGAGAGGAAGCGACAAGAGGACCAAGCGAAAGCGGAAGAGGCAGCGAGAGUCGCGGAAGAAGCGGCCGCAGCGGUCGAAAGGGAAGCAGCGGAGGAUGAAAUGGAAGAUACAGAAACGAAAGAGGAGAAAGAUGAGGAGGGUUUGAAACUCGUCUUUCCACCACUGCCUACGCCUUCGUGGAAGCCGCCACCGGAAGUGCCUUCAGAGAAGAUCGGAAGUGGCGUGAAUGCCAAGGUGUAUUUUGUAUGCAACGAGCCCGGUUUGGACAAAUGGAUCGAACUUCCAACAGUUACACCGCAGCAGAUACUAAUUGCGCGACAGAUUAUCCGCCGGUGCACGGGAAAUUUGGAAACAGCGAUUCAUACGUUCCCGCCGUUUCCCGGCACGGAAAAAAAUUAUCUCCGCGCCCAAAUAGCCAGAAUUAGCGCGGCUACUCACGUUUCACCGAUUGGCUUUUUCACUUUUGGCGGCGAGGACGAAGAAGAAGAAAUGGGAGAGGAGCCGGAAGAAGGUGGGACUUUGUCAGAAAAUGUGCACUACGAUCCUCUACCUGUCAAGGACCUGGUGGACCUUUCCAUGACAAACUGGUGUCAUCACACACAAUACAUCUUAAAACAGGGUCGAACUGUUUGGUGGAACCCAGCCAAGGAGGACCAAGACGAAGAAGUCGGAGAAGAAGAAGAAUUGGAGGACGAGGAGGAGGAAAGGACAGAAGUCCAGAAAGAAGUGGGACCACCCCUACUAACUCCCUUAUCGGAAGAUGCUAUCGUGGACACGAUAAUCCCCUGGACAGUCACGCAGUCCUCUACCGUCUUACCAGAUCUAGCAGUGGCCCUAGUUAGGUCGAACACUUGGCCAGGAGCAUUCGCCUUCGCCUGUGGAAGGCGUUUUGGUAACGUGUAUAUCGGCUGGGGCCACAAGUACCACGCUUACAACUAUAGUCCACCGACCAUGCCACCUGUGCAAGACCAGUAUGCAUUAGGUCCUGAGAUCAUGGAGGUUCUGGAUCCCACCUUCGAACAAGAAGAGGCCUACCGCAUUGCUCACUUACCUCCUCCACCGGUUAUCCCAAUGGGAGAUGAAGAAGAAGAAAUGGUGGAAGAAGAGGAAGAGGAAGACGAAGAAGACGAGUGAUCAAGAUAUCUGUUUUACCAUGAAAGUAAUGAUUUAUAACUGUUGGUAAAACAGAUCCAGG
Molecule: messenger RNA, 2185 nt
Organism: Hylaeus anthracinus
Lineage: Eukaryota; Metazoa; Arthropoda; Insecta; Hymenoptera; Colletidae
Gene: Rsph4a
Product: radial spoke head protein 6 homolog A
Exons: 11
Coding region: 370-2124 (584 amino acids)
Biological process (GO): cilium movement involved in cell motility; cilium assembly; axoneme assembly
Cellular component (GO): axoneme; radial spoke
Source: RefSeq, a predicted model, not a curated record